This is a messenger RNA of Gossypium raimondii (Peruvian cotton), 3182 nucleotides long. Its product is annotated as pentatricopeptide repeat-containing protein At5g55740, chloroplastic. Gene Ontology annotation, molecular function: protein binding; RNA binding. NCBI's taxonomy places the organism in Eukaryota, Viridiplantae, Streptophyta, Magnoliopsida, Malvales, Malvaceae. The transcript has a single exon. Gene Ontology annotation, biological process: RNA modification. Bases 109 to 2619 code for a protein of 836 amino acids. The record is from RefSeq and is a predicted model, not a curated record.
UUCUUUUUUUCCUUUUGGUGCAAGGAAAGAGUCGUUGAUUUCUAACGAUGAAACCAUCCUUCCCGCUUCCCCUUACAACAAUCACUCUUCUUCUUCAUUACUUGCUGCAUGGCUUCGCUUCCUUUCACAACCCCCAAAUUUUCUCAUUUCAAAUUAUCAAAAACAAUCAAAUCCUUCAAUUCAAAUGAGCCAAUUCAUCUUACACAACUCAAUGGAACCACCAGAAAUCAUCAUACUUUGUAUAAAUCUUACUUCCACACCAUAUCUUCACUUUGCAAAGAUGGCGAAAUUCAACAAGCUGUUGACUUACUCACUGAAAUGGACUCUAAAAACCUAUCGGUUGGACCUGAAAUAUACGGCGAAAUCCUUCAGGGUUGCGUUUAUGAACGAGAUCUUUUCACAGGUCAGCAAAUUCAUGCUCAAGUUCUAAAACACGGUGCUUUCUUUGCACGAAAUGAGUAUAUCGAAACAAAGUUGGUUAUUUUUUAUGCAAAGUGUGGUGCUUUUGAUGUUGCUAAUAAUUUGUUUAGUAGAUUGAGGGUAAAGAAUGUGUUUUCCUGGGCUGCCAUUAUAGGACUCAAGUGUAGAAUUGGGUUAAAUGAAGAGGCUUUAAUGGGGUUUUCUGAGAUGCAAGAAAAUGGGUUUUUGCCAGAUAAUUUCGUGGUCCCUAAUGCAUUGAAAGCUUGUGGUGCUUUGUUAUGGCUUGGGUAUGGGAAAGGGGUUCAUGGGCAUGUGGUGAAAGUGGGUUUUGAUGGGUGUGUCUUUGUUGCAAGUAGUUUGAUUGAUAUGUAUGGAAAAUGUGGGGCUUUGGAAGAUGCAAGGAAAGUGUUUGAUGCUAUGAUUGAGAGGAAUGUAAUUGCUUGGAAUUCGAUGAUCGUUGGGUAUAUGCAAAAUGGGAUGAAUGAGCAAGCAAUUGGGGUGUUCCAUGAGAUGAGAAUGGAAGGUGUGGAACCUAGUCAGGUAUCCAUAUCGAGCUUUUUAUCGGCUUCAGCUAAUUUAGGUGCAAUAGGUGAGGGAAAACAGGGGCAUGCCAUUGCUGUCUUACAUGGAUUCGAAUUGGAUAGCAUUUUGGGUAGUUCUGUUUUGAAUUUCUAUUCCAAGGUUGGUUUGAUUGACGAUGCCAAUCUAGUUUUCGAUAAGAUGCUUGAAAAGGAUGUAGUUACUUGGAAUUUGAUCAUUUCUAGUUACUUGCAAUCUGGCUUGAUCGAUAAGGCACUCGAUAUGUGUCACCUGAUGAGAUCGGAAAAUUUGAGAUUUGACUGCGUGACUCUAUCGUCUAUAUUGACCGCAGCUGCGAAUUCAAGCAAUAUAAAACUUGGAAAAGAGGGUCACUGUUAUUGUAUUCGGAACAGCCUUCAGUCUGAUGUGGUUGUUGCAAGUAGCAUUGUAGAUAUGUAUGCCAAAUGUGGAAGAAUUGAUUAUGCUGGACAUGUAUUUAGUUCCACUAAUAACAAAGAUAUCAUAUUAUGGAAUACAUUGUUGGCUGCUUAUGCAAAUGUUGGCCAUAGUGGUGAGGCCUUGAAGUUGUUUUAUCAAAUGCAGUUAGAGAGUGUGCCGCCGAAUGUAGCGUCGUGGAAUUCCGUGAUUUUAGGAUUUAUCAGGAACUCCCAGUUAAAUGAAGCUAAAGAGUUCUUCUCGCAGAUGCAAUUGCUUGGCGUCCACCCUAACCUUAUAACUUGGACUACUCUUAUCACUGGCCUGUCUCAUAAUGGUUUUCACGACGAGGCAUUACAGGUUUUUCAAGAAAUGCAAGAAUCGGGGAUCAAACCGAAUACCGUAAGCAUCAGUAGUGCACUUUCAGCUUGCACAAAUGUGACAUCAUUACAACAUGGAAGAGCAAUCCAUGGAUACGCUAUACGGCAUGACCUCGGUUCACAGAUUUCUGUUUCAACAGCUUUAGUUGACAUGUAUGCUAAAUGUGGAUGUUUAAGUCGAGCAAAGAGGGUGUUUGAUCAUAUCUCAAGCAAUGAAUUGCCUGUUUAUAAUGCUAUGAUUUCUGCUUAUGCAUUACAUGGUCAAGCCGGAGAAGCUCUUGCGGUGUACAAAAAUCUCAAGGAAGCUGGCAUAGAACCCGAUGGUAUAACAUUUACAAGUGUCUUAUCUGCGUGCAGUCACACCGGACUGGUAAAUGAAGGUUUAGAGAUUUUCAUUGAAAUGGCCUCUAAACAUCAUUUGUCGCCAAGCAUGGAGCAUUAUGGGUGUGUAGUUAGUCUUCUUUCUAGAUCAGGUCGUUUAGAUGAGGCUUUUAGGCUUAUUCUCACAAUGCCAUUUGAACCAGAUGCACACAUAAUCGGACAACUCAUUGCUAAAUGCAGAGAGCAUAACGAGAUUGAACUUGUGGAGCAUUUAUCAAAGUAUUUAUUAGAAUUGGAACCAGAUAAUUCAGGGAAUUAUGUGGCGAUUUCAAAUGCAUAUGCUACUGCAGGAAGGUGGGAUGACGUAUCUGAAAUAAGGGAUUUAAUGAAAGAAAAAGGGUUGAAGAAGAGUCCCGGGUGCAGUUGGAUUCAAAUAGGUGAAAAACUUCAUUCUUUCAUUGCUGGUGAUGGAUCACACCCCAAUACUGAGGAUAUACAAGCUACAUUGGCUUUGUUGGGAAUUGAUAUGAAAUCCAGUGCUUAAAAACUCUGUUCUUACGCACUAAUCAGAUCUGUAGGUAACAAAUGAAGCGCUCCAAGGAGACUCAACACCGGAUCGAGUUUAAGCAAAAAGAAGCAAACAACAAAUGGAUACUUUUUGCUUCAUUAGGAAGAAUUGUUCAGAAUGUUCGGCCAGGACCGAUGAGUUGAUGCUGAUUUAUCCGAAUUAUCGGACCAGAUAACAGCUUUGAGCUCCACACAUUAGACAUGUUGGAAGAAUGGACAAUACUGCUUCACUCAUAUCAAUCUGUAUAAGAUACUCACACAAAACUCGAGGCGGUUCUGUUCGUAUUCAGAAAAAAUUACAGUAAAUUGAAUAAUGCAGCUAUGCUUCUUCAGUUUCUGGAUCUUCCAUUAAAAGAGGGCACUGGAAAAAAAAAGACAAAAUUUGGAUUCAAAACCAAAUUCUUUUUACUUUAUCAUGAGUUUAGGCUUGAUUAUUGUAGUAACAAAGAACAUUAUCAGCAAUUUAUUUUUUUAUCUUUCUCACUUUAGCAUCAUUUGUAAUUACACUAUAAUAAAUACCCCAAAUUUCUACCUAAAAAA